This is a messenger RNA of Magnolia sinica, 2531 nucleotides long. RefSeq names its product protein IQ-DOMAIN 19. The coding region runs from base 289 to 1665 and encodes 458 amino acids. The record is from RefSeq and is a predicted model, not a curated record. NCBI's taxonomy places the organism in Eukaryota, Viridiplantae, Streptophyta, Magnoliopsida, Magnoliales, Magnoliaceae. The transcript is spliced from 4 exons. Gene Ontology annotation, molecular function: protein binding.
AACAAACCAAUUAAAUGCCGAACCUGCUCGAUCAUUCAAUGUUUAGGAUUGCUCGAAUAGGGUGAUCUUAGUGUGACCUGUGGUCUGGACGGUCCAGAUCGCCAUGUUAGAUUGGAAGGGCCCCCCACAUGUUAAAAAUGGUGGUGAAUCUGGUACACAUAAACAGCCAUAUAAAAUAACAGAGACUAACUAAUCAUAGAUAUAAAGAGAUGUAUGUUAGAGAUAAGUGCAUUACCUCUGUGGAGAUUCUCUUUCUCUGCCAUGGCUUGUUAGAGGCUUUUCACAACAAUGGGGAAGACAGGCAAAUGGAUUAGAAGCUUAUUGACAGGGAAGAAGGAGAGAGAGAAAGACAAGAAGGAAAAAGAUCAGAAGGGAAGCCAACCAUCUCCAUUUCCCACCGACAAUCACCCAUCGCCGACUCCAACUACAACUCCAACCCCAAAAGAAAAGCGCAGAUGGAGCUUCCGGCGAUCAGCUGCCACCAAGGAUGUGAAUUCACCUGACCCAACUGCCGGUACUGCCACUCCAAUCCAUUCGAUUGAGGAAUCUGAGAAUGAGCACAAGAAGCAUGCCAUGGUGGUGGCGGCAGCCACCGUUGCUGCUGCCGACGCAGCCGUGGCAGCUGCGCAGGCAGCUGCAGCCAUGAUUCGCAGAACCACUGCUGCCAAUGGGAGGAGCAGUGCUAUUGAAGAAGCUGCUGCUAUCAAGAUUCAGUCUGUCUUUCGUUCUUAUCUGGCGAGGAAAGCAUUAUGCGCAUUGAAAGGAUUAGUGAAACUGCAGGCAUUGGUAAGAGGUCACCUGGUGAGGAAACAGGCAACCACAACCCUCCGGUGUAUGCAUGCACUGGUGACGGCCCAGGCCAGAGCUCGUGCUCAGAGGGUCCGGAUAACCGGGGAAGCACAGCCUAUCCCACAGAGGCAAUCCAUUCACCGGAGAUCACCACAAGACAAUCGAUUCCGACAACCAUACGUGGAUCGAGGCAUGGAAGAGAACAUUAAGAUUGUGGAGAUGGAUCUUGGAGAAGUGAGAGGCAAUUCAAAGGGCAGGAACAGCUACUCAACCACACAUGCUGAAAGAGCAGAUCCCAGAUUCUCAAUACAAUAUGCCGAACACUGUCCAUAUUCAAAACUGGAACAACAACUCCAGAUUUCACCUGCACCAUCUGCAUUGACCGAUCUGACCCCAAGAGCCUGUAGUGGACAUUUUGAUGAGUACUCAUUCACCACGACACAGAGCAGCCCCCAGUUCUUCUCAGCUGUGUCCAAACCCGAUCCAACUAAAACUCCUUUCAGUUUUCCUCAACAAGAAUAUGCAGAAUCUAUUUCGCAUGACUACCCCUUCUUUCCAAAUUACAUGGCCAACACGGAGUCUUCACGAGCUAAAGUCCGAUCACAGAGCGCACCAAAGCAACGGCCAGAUUCAAUCGAAAGGCAACCAAGCAGGCGGAGGCCAUCAAUGGAAGGAAGGAACAUCCCUCGAAGUGUUAGAAUGCAGCGAUCAUCUUCACAUGUGGGUAUGACUCCUAAUGGGUACCAAUUCCCAUGGUCAAUCAAGCUCGAUAGAUCAACAAUGUCACUCAAGGACAGCGAAUGUGGUUCAUCCAGUACUGUGCUCACAAACACCAACUACUGCAGAUCUCUGGUUGCAUAUGAGGAGCAGUUCUAAGGUGUGAGGAAUUGGAAAUGGACCUCAAACUAGGGAUAUGCAAAAUGAGCUUUGCUAAGCACAAACGCAUUUGCAAUAAAGCUCAUGCACACACCACACAUGUCAAGAUGGCAGAAUAGGUCCAAAAUCCAAUCCAUCCAUCAGAAUGCACCACUAUAUUAAUGCCCUAGCCCAAGAAUCAAGUUAUAAACUGCUAAGUGGGCCACAGUUUGCAAAACAAAUGUACAGCUCUGAGAAUCUUCACUGAAGCUUUCUAACCCAUUCACCUGUUUCCAAUAUUGGGGCCCACAUGCUGAGUGGACCAGUUUUAUUUUUGGAAAACGUCUACAAGGUCGGACCAGCCUGAUGGAUGGAUUGGAUCUCACACCUAUGUUCCAUGCUGGCAUGUGUGGCAUGUAGCUGAGCUUUAUUGCGCACAUGUGUGCACUUAGCAAGGCUCAUCCACAACAGACUGGGGUUUUCAGUUUGUAAAAGUUGAGCCAAUUGUUCAGUGAUGCAGACCACCAGUCUGUUGGAGCCUCCGUGGAUAUAUGUUCCAUGAAAAAUGUCCUCAAUAAGACCAUCCAAACUUCAAUUUGUGACCUGCAAAUAGAACAGUUACAAAUUAAUGAUAGAAAUACAGCAAUGGGUCCAUUUAAUUGGGUAAAAAAGGCCUGAGAAUGGCUGCCGGGAUCAUCCAAUCUGGACAUUUUUCGCAACAUAUGGACUAGAACAUCCACGUUGGAUAUUUUUUAGCAUCCUCAUCCACAUUGGGUCCCAGAAGGCCAUUGGUCUGGAACAUAUGGACUGAACUUGUACAAACUACAUACCCAAGUGUGUCAGUCAGAGAUGCAAAAUUGACUUGGGCUUUGAAUAAAUACCUGCUG